Molecule: messenger RNA, 2831 nt
Organism: Gadus chalcogrammus (walleye pollock)
Lineage: Eukaryota; Metazoa; Chordata; Actinopteri; Gadiformes; Gadidae
Gene: vars2
Product: valyl-tRNA synthetase 2, mitochondrial
Exons: 19
Coding region: 1003-2748 (581 amino acids)
Biological process (GO): valyl-tRNA aminoacylation
Cellular component (GO): cytosol
Molecular function (GO): valine-tRNA ligase activity; ATP binding; aminoacyl-tRNA deacylase activity
Source: RefSeq, a predicted model, not a curated record
GGACCACUCACAUUUUGAAGACCUUCUGCCGAGGUGUUCGUUGUCCACCGUGUCGCUGGACCACUCCACCUUCUUCUCGGUCUUUCUCUUCCGCAGUUUGAUAGUGAGGCUUCUGCCCUCCUUUUAUAUUUGAACAUGGGGAGACAUAUUGGUUUAAUGCAAGCAUUUUGAUCUUUGUAUUCUCUGUAUAUCGCCUACGUGUAUGCAUUCAAGGAACAUGGCAGGUUUUUACUGAGUAGCAUGAAAAGCCCUCCUGUAUAAACCAAUAUCAUAACCCCAAUUUGGUUAAUAUGCCAGUCCUAAAAAAACGGAUUAUUGGUCGAUGUCGUAGAGCUAAAACAAUUGUCUCAUUAAACAGAUGAAAAAGACACUUAACACAAUUCAAUGCUAUUAUUUUAUCAAUACUAUCUCCAGAUGAGUGCAGCGUAUGGAGGCGGUGUACCUGUUGGGGCGGUGGCGGGGUGCUGGUGGAGACCGUCUCAGUGAUCGUCUCACUCGACGUCCCUGGAACCUCCGCCAUCCUGCACGCUGAGGCUCUCACUUUAGCCGUAGUUGCGGGGCCUGCCGUCGCAGGAGAACUUCCUUUAAACUGUCGGUGAACGAAAAUGGACGUAAUCAGAUGUUCUUGCGACCACACUACUCGUUCCGGUUCCUUAAGGACGACGCGUACAUACCAGUCUACUCGUUAAGAGCGGCCGUGAAAGAUGCCUGACAUAAACAGUUCGCUGCUCAGGGGAAGCAGUUCGCAGACGGACCUUGUUCACUUCCGGUUCCUACAUUAAUGUAGUCCGAUUAUAUACAAUCUGCCUGUCAGAAUGGGGAUAGUUUCUUAUAUUCUGACACCUUUACACACAAAAUCACUCAAAUUAUAUAUUUAUUCAGUAUUUCUAUAAAAAUGUUGCAUGGGGAAUAUCUAUUUGCUUCUCGAAACCCAUUUAUAAGUUACCCAUCAAGUCACAGCAACGCACAUGAGCAUAUAAGGAUUGGUAGAAGUGCUUAAAGAUGUGGAGGGCGAAUUGUGCCCUCUGUUUGAGGUUGUUGGAGAGAGGAAGGAUCAGAGCAUGGGUCUCCUGUCAGCCAAGGUUCUGCUCUAAUGAUGCUCCAGAAUCGUCGACUCCAUCCCCCCCCAAAGCAAACGCAUCGCUCCGGACGAAGACAGAGAAACAGAAACGGAGACAACAAAAGCAGACUUUAAUUUUGGCCACUCCAGAAAAUAAUGCAGAGGAUAAUGAAAUUAGAUGGAGCCAGAAAGAUAAGAUACAAUACAGUACCUCAACAAUUCCUGGAGCAAAGAAAAAUUCCAGCGUGCCUUUCCCACUGUCCUAUAGUCCAGAAUACGUAGAAGCCAGCUGGUACCAGUGGUGGGAGAAGGAGGGAUUUUUCACCCCAGAGUAUCAUGACAGGGUACCCCACGCGCAGAACCGGACCUUCACCAUGUGUAUCCCCCCUCCCAAUGUAACGGGCUCUCUCCACCUGGGCCACGCCCUCACCGUGGCCAUAGAGGACGCCAUGGUUCGCUGGAAGAGGAUGCAGGGCUACCGCGUUCUCUGGGUUCCGGGCUGUGACCAUGCAGGUAUCGCUACACAGAGUGUGGUGGAGAAGCGACUUCUCCGGGACCAGAGGAGACGCAGGCAGGACCUCUCCAGGGAGGAGUUCCUACAGGAGGUCUGGACGUGGAAAAGCCAGAAGGGAGAUGAGAUCUACCAACAGCUGAGGAGGCUUGGGGCUUCGUUGGAUUGGAGCAGAGCUUGCUUCACCAUGGAUCAAGGGUUCAGUGAGGCUGUAACCGAGGCCUUUGUGAGGUUGUGCGACUCAGGUUUGAUCUAUCGCUCUGAGGCGCUGGUCAACUGGAGCUGUGCCCUGGAAUCAGCCAUCUCUGACAUCGAGGUGGACUCCCAGGAGCUCUCCGGGCGCACCAUGCUGUCUGUGCCUGGCUACGAGAGGAAGGUGGAGUUUGGAACCAUGGUUACCUUUGCGUACCCCUUAGAAGGCCAGGAUGGAGAGGUGGCUGUGGCGACCACCCGGCCAGAGACCAUGCUUGGAGACGUUGCCAUAGCAGUGCACCCAGAUGACCCUAGAUACCAGGCCGUCCAAGGCAAACACUGCAGACACCCCUUUGGCGACAGGCUCAUCCCGAUCGUGACGGACACAAUGGUUGACAUGCAGCUUGGAACAGGCGCUGUCAAGGUCACCCCAGCCCACGACCACGUGGACUUUGAGCUCUCCCGGAGACACUCUCUGCCAUGUCUCACAGUGAUCUCUGGAGAUGGCACCAUGGCGCCCUCCUGUGGCCAGUGGCUGGAGGGUGUGAAGCGCUUUGACGCCAGAGAGAAGGUGUUGGACGCCCUGGCUGAAAAGAAGCUGCUCAGGAAUAAGAAGGACCAUGCCAUGUCUCUACCCAAGUGCAGCCGCUCUGGGGACGUGAUCGAGCCGCUCCUGAAGAAGCAGUGGUUCCUGCGCUGUGAGGACAUGGCCAGCAGGGCGAUACAGGCGGUGGAGGACGGGCAGUUGGAAAUCAUUCCUCCAUUGCACAUCAAGACGUGGAAGAAGUGGCUGUCCAACACAAGUGACUGGUGCAUCUCCAGACAGCUUUGGUGGGGUCAUCGGAUUCCCGCCUACCAAGUUGCUCUUCCUGGUCAAUCAGCCAAUCGAGAGGUCAGACCUGGGCCCUGUGGGUGUGGGGGCGCAGCGAGCAGCAGGCCCGGGAGCGAGCGGCGGCCCAGUGUGGAGUGGACCCAGCCUCGCUGACGUUAACCCAGGACCCCGACGUGCUGGACACUUGGUUCUCCUCGGCGCUCUUCCCCUUCGCCAUGCUGGGCUGGCCCCAGAAG